Racocetra fulgida is the source of this 131-nucleotide messenger RNA. NCBI's taxonomy places the organism in Eukaryota, Fungi, Glomeromycota, Glomeromycetes, Diversisporales, Gigasporaceae. The record is from the annotation of a GenBank genome assembly.
UAAACAAGCUAAAUGCACUGCUAGACCAAUGGAUAUCCAAAAAGUAUUGCUUCCAGAAAGAUUUACAAUCCCUAUUACUAAUUUGGAUGAACAAUCUACUGAAUGCACUAUAAAAAUUGUGCAUAUUCCAA